This is a messenger RNA of Naegleria fowleri, 2094 nucleotides long. RefSeq lists its product as uncharacterized. The record is from RefSeq and is a predicted model, not a curated record. Gene Ontology annotation, biological process: transmembrane transport. NCBI's taxonomy places the organism in Eukaryota, Heterolobosea, Eutetramitea, Acrasida, Naegleriidae. Bases 1 to 2094 code for a protein of 697 amino acids. Gene Ontology annotation, molecular function: hydrolase activity; nucleic acid binding; transmembrane transporter activity. The transcript is spliced from 8 exons.
AUGAACACAAGUAUGGACAGUACUGAAAAUAUACAUUCCAUUCCUCAACAUUUGGAAGUGAAAAUUGAACAAGAAGAAGAAGCGGGUCAAUUGUCAACACGUGAAAAAGAUCAAUCCACAAUAUCACCAUUGCCAGAAUCUCAGGAAAUCUCGCCGAAACAACCACCCACACCAACGCCUCUGCCUUGGGCGAAAUUAUUCGUGGUCUUCUUUAUGUAUUUAUGUGACAGUUUGAGUAUUACUUCUUUGUUUCCAUACAUUUCUUUCAUGGUGGCAGAUUUUAAUUUAACUGACAAUCCAACGGAAUAUGGAUAUUAUGUGGGAUUAGUGGCAUCUUCAUAUUUUCUAUCACAAUUUAUUAGUAGUUUUAUUUGGGGAUAUUUAUCAGAUUUAGUGGGAAGGAGGCCAGUGUUACUUUCUGGAGUGUGUUGGGGUGCAUUUUGUGUGAUGGCUUUUGGAUUCUCAAAAUGGUUUUGGUGGGCCUGUGUUUGCAGAUUUAUGUUUGGCUUACUGAAUGGCAAUCUUGGAGUAACAAAGAGCUAUUUAGGAGAAAUCACAGACAGUACCAAUCAAACACGAGCGUUUGCUCUGACGAGUAUUACUUUUGGCAUUUCAUCUGUGUUAGGUCCAUUGGUGGGUGGAGUUUUCUCUCGACCUCAUGCUCAAUAUCCUCGAUUCAUGGAAUUAUUUCCUGAGUGGAUUCAAAAUAUUUCACGAUUAUUUCCUUACAUUAUUCCUAAUUUGAUCAUUUCUGCUCUUGCAUUUACUGGAUUUACAAUUGGAUAUUUUCGACUUCAAGAAACAAACAAAAAUGGAUGGUAUUAUAGAAAAUUCUGUAAGACCGAACCAAUUGCUGAUCUCAAUGAUGAUAGCAUGAAUCAAGAACUUUCAGAAAUGAAAACCUCCAAUGUGGAUCCUUCCAACAAGAAAAACAAUUCUCUAAUGACUUCUCCUCCCACAAUGAGUAUGUCACGUGUGAAUUUAUUAUCUAAGGAUGGAAACCAAGAGAAUACAUCCAUUAAUGACAUGGAAGAAUUAGAGGAAGAAACAGCAUUCGAAUCUUUACAACCAAGAAAAACCCUAUUCGAGCGCAUCAAACAACGAAUCAAAUUAAUUUUAAGUAAUGAAAUGCUGUCUUCAGCAGCACCUCUUACGACAUGUACUUUAUAUAUGCUUCUUGGAGCGAAGCAAGUCAUGUUUGAUGAGUGUCUUCCUUUACUUGCAGUCAUGCCGAUCGAUAAGGGAGGAAUGGGAAUGACUUCGUAUCAAUUAGGAUUGGUGGGAGGAUUAUUAGGAUUUGUCAUUAUUUUGCAUCAAGUAUUUAUUGCUCAUCAUGUUAUCAAAAGAUUUACAGCUUUAUAUUGCUAUAGAACGAGUUUAUUGGCUGACAUUAUCAUGAGUGUGAUAUUUCCAGAAAUAAUAUGGCUUGUUGCGGAUGACAAUGCACCCACUUGGAGAAUCAUUCUAUUUUGGAUUACCUUAAUUGUGUCACUCUUGUUAAGACAAGUCUCUAAUGGUUAUUCCUUCUUGGGAUCAUUCUUGUUUACAAACAAUAGUGUCUCUAAAAAGAAUUAUGGAAAAUUGAAUGGUACUGCACAAUCGAUGGUGGCACUCUCGAGAAUGAUUAGUCCUGUGGUUGGAGGAGCUAUUUUUGCAAGUUCUGUUUCAUCUUCAUUUGUGUUGCGCCAUCGUGUGAUCUUUUACAUAAUCGCAGCAAUUUCGAUGUUCAUGUUGUGUCUUUCGUUUGUACUUAACGCAAGUAUUAACAAGCCAAAAGAAGAAACUAAAUCUUCUUCAACAACUUCCAGUCCAACAACCUCUAUUGAAAGAUCAACAUUUAAUCCACUCGGAUUGUUUUCCUACGAUCGUGGUCAUUUGGUGGCAAACAAUGACUUGAGACGUGCCACCGAUAAAAAGUUUACCUUUCUUGUCAUUAACAAGGCAGCUCAGAAUUCGAAUGUGAAUCGAGGUAUUUGGCGACAUGUGGAACACUCGUUGAGAAAUGCCAUUAUGGAUGUUGCUGCCACCAAGAAAAAGAACAUUGAAGCCAUUGUGGUGACACGACCUCUCUAUGACAAGACAAACAUGGCUUAA